AUGGGCAUUGACAUGUCCAAAGCAAAAGAGGUAAAGUUGAAGCUGCUACAUGCAGCUUCAGACACUCCGCAAAGUCUUAGUCUGUCUGUACUGGACACGAAUACGAUGCUGGAGAUUCGCAAGAAAGUCAUGCAGAGGCUUGGUGAGACGAGCCUCAGCCAAUGCAAGCUUGUGAAAAGAUUGGCCACUGGUGGAUUCCAGGGUCUGGCGGAUGAUGAGCGAUUGAACAAGCGACGGGAACUUUUGUUUCUUGGGAGAAAUCUGACAGAGGAUGACAAGCCGCCUGUGUCAGAGAAAAAGGCAAAGCCGGUCGCAGAGGAUGACAAGCUCUCCGCGUCGGAGAAAAAGGCAAAGCCGGUCGCAGAGGUGGCAGCUCCAAAAUCUGCCAGCAAAGUGUCCAACAUCAAGGCAAAACUCAAUCCACCUCCUCGUGCGAGACGUGCGGCUCAGCCACGGGAACUUGAGCUGCAGAUCACCCAUUUGCUUGAAGCCGACCAGCAGCUGCGCAUGGGAGUCUCUAGCGACUUUCUGGUGCGCGAGCUGAAGGAGCUCAUUGUGGCGGAGCUCGGACAUGGGUCACCGUCAAGCAUCAUUCUCAGCUCGAGUGGGGAUGACGCUCUUCGAGAUGAGCUGCCAUUAAGCUCUUACGAGCGACAGAUAGAAGGUGGCUUGCUGAUUGCCGGCAUAGAGCUCAUACCAAAAAAACGAAAGCCGCAGCAAGUCGUCCUGAAGCUUGUGCACGCAGCAAACGCAGGGCAAAGCUUGAGCUUGACACUGGACGACUCAUGUAGCAUCCUGCAACUACGUCAAGAAGCAAUGCACAGGCUAAACGAGAAAGAUUUGAAGAACUGCAAAGUUGUGAAGCGACAUGGCAACGGCUACGCAAGUCUACCGGAUGGUGAAUCGCUGAAUGGAAGAACUGAACUCCUGUUUCUUGGUCGAGAUCUUCCAAGCGCAAGCGGAACCACAAGCAACAGGAAUUCUGACAAGGAGCUUAGCCUGCAAGAACUUUUGAAGCUUUUGGAGGACGUCUAUGAUGCUGUUCGGAAUGAGACCUUCCAGAAGAGCAUAGAAAGGAUGAAGACGGAGAUACGAUCGAACCCAAGCAAGGCGCGUGCCAUGAUCGGUCCCAUCUUUGCAUCGGCUUGCAGUGAGCCGAUGAGAAAGAGACAGCUACCUGUCAGCAAGAAGGGCUUUGACGACCUUUUUGCAAGAAUUUGGGAGCUGCGUGGCAGGCAAGACAUUGUGGAUUCCACUCGAGAGAUCGAAGGUCUUCUCGGGGUGGAAGCAGGUGGAUGGUUUGGCAUCGACGGAAGCAAUUGA
This is a messenger RNA of Effrenium voratum, 1323 nucleotides long. The record is from the annotation of a GenBank genome assembly. Lineage: Eukaryota; Dinophyceae; Suessiales; Symbiodiniaceae.